Histoplasma mississippiense is the source of this 819-nucleotide messenger RNA. RefSeq lists its product with no specific name. The coding region runs from base 1 to 819 and encodes 272 amino acids. Gene Ontology annotation, biological process: nucleobase-containing compound metabolic process. The transcript has a single exon. Lineage: Eukaryota; Fungi; Ascomycota; Eurotiomycetes; Onygenales; Ajellomycetaceae. Gene Ontology annotation, molecular function: 3'-5' exonuclease activity; nucleic acid binding. The record is from RefSeq and is a predicted model, not a curated record.
AUGGUCUCCUCCAGCGUGGUUGACACCGCUGGCUCUCUAAUCGAGCUUAUCGAUAGCCUCGACAACCUACCAACAUAUCCUCCGUCGCUGUACAUCGAUCUCGAAGGCAUCAAGCUCUCUCGCGAAGGCAGCAUUUCUAUCCUUCAACUGCUCAAUCAUCACGCAGAGCACGUGUAUCUCAUCGAUAUCUAUCUCCUUGGCGAGGAAGCCUUCACGACAACUGGCACAAAUGGAAAAUCGCUCAAGAGCAUUUUAGAAUGCCCAGCGACACCCAAGGUCUUUUUCGACGUCCGAAACGACUCGAAUGCGCUGUUUUUCCAUUUUGGCAUUCGCCUUCAAGGAGUCGAAGAUCUACAGCUUGAGGAAAGCGCGUGCAGGCCCGGACCGCUGUCGAGGAAAAAGUUCGUCUCGGGCCUGGCAAGGUGUAUAGAGAUCGAUCUGCGAAUUUCUCCUAGCGCUAGAAGAGUGUGGAAAGAGAGUAAGGAUAAGGGCAUGCGGCUCUUUGCCCCGGAGCGUGGUGGAUCCCAUGAAGUAUUCAACCUCCGACCCAUUCCUCAGAGUAUUAUAGAUUAUUGUGUCCAGGACGUUUCAUUUAUGCCGCACUUGCGAACGCUUUAUUGGAGCAAGCUUUCGCCCGAGUGGAAGGCCGAGGUUGAGGUUGCAACGAAGGAGCGGGUUCGGGUGUCUCAGACUCUGACAUACCAGCCAAAUACUAGGGACAAAAUCCUAAGCCCAUGGCAGAGUGUCGACAGUGGGAGGGCGGCAGAUGAUUUUUUUGGACGUCUUGAUUUGUUUGGCGGCCGGAUACUGGGGCCAUGA